ACGAGGCACAGGAGCCUUUUGAAGGUGGCCCUGGCUCCCAGCUCCUCCGGGACAAGGCUGAAGACCCCGUCAACCGAAGAACUCCAGGAGAGAAGUGGCCAUCCACACAAAACAAAAUGAACUCCUAGGUGAGUUUUCAGCCUGACACCGGCCUGUAGCUUUGACAAAAGCUUUCUGCUCUCCGAAGACUUCCGCCUCUCAGCAAAAACCAUGCCUUGCGGUGCUUGGAUUUGGUAACUUGUGGCCCAUUCUCUCGUCUGGAAGGACCGACUGACCCUUUCGUCGAGAAAAGGUGCCAAAAUCUCAAACCCACUCAGAUGCUGCCGUUUCCUCAAGUCGCAGGUCUAUGGAAAUGCAGGAUCUAACCGGCCCGCAUAGCCGACUCAGUGAUACCAGCGAGUCUCCGGGGGGCCCCGAGCUCGGUAACGCUCCAGCUGGCCGUCGUUCCAUGACACCCAAUGGCACUGAAGUUAAAACAGAACCGAUGAGCAACAGCGAGGUAACUACACCAGCGGCAGACGGGUCUUUAGACAAUUUCUCAGGACCAGCCAUUGGGAGCAGCGGCUUCACCCCAAGGCAAUCCCACCAUUUCUCCCCACCACACAUCUACCCGUCCAACAGAUCAUACCCACAUAUUCUCCCUAACCCUUCCUCACAAACUAUGGCUGCAUAUGGGCAAACGCAGUUUACCCCAGGGGUGCAACAAGCCACCGCCUACACCCCUUACCCACAGCCGGGACAGUCCUACGGGAUCCCCCCCUAUGGCAUCAAGACAGAAGGUGGACUGUCCCAGCCGCAAGGACCCGGCCAAGCAGGCUUCCUCAACUACGGGUCCGGAUUCAGCACGCCCCAGCCUGGACAGACGCCCUACAGCUACCAGAUGCAAGGUAGCAGCUUCACGACAUCUUCCGGACUGUACACUGGAAAUAAUUCGCUCACCAACUCGUCGGGAUUUAACAGCUCCCAGCAGGACUACUCGCCCUAUCCCGGCUUCAUCCAGGGCCAGUACGCGCAGUAUUACAACAGCUCGCCCUACCCGACGACUCACUACAUGGCGGCCGGAAGCAACUCCAGCCCCACGGCCCCCUCCUCCAACGCCACCUACCAGCUGCAGGAGCCCCCCUCCGCCAUCGCCAACCAAGCCGCCAUCGACCCCUCCGCAGCCGAAUACGGAACCAUCCACAGCCCGUCGACGACCAUCAAGGAAUCCGACUCGGAUCGGCUGCGCCGCGCUCCGGAUGGGAAGUCCCGGGGCCGGGGCCGAAGGAACAACAACCCGUCACCGCCGCCGGACUCCGACCUGGAGAGGGUGUUCAUCUGGGACCUGGACGAGACCAUCAUCGUCUUUCACUCCCUCCUGACCGGCUCCUACGCCAACAGAUAUGGCCGGGACCCACCCACGUCGGUCUCACUCGGGCUGCGCAUGGAGGAGAUGAUUUUCAACUUGGCAGACACACACCUGUUCUUCAAUGACCUGGAAGAGUGCGACCAGGUUCACAUAGACGACGUCUCCUCUGACGACAACGGCCAAGACCUGAGCACCUACAACUUCGGCAGCGACGGCUUCCCGGCGGCGGCCACCAGCGCCAACCUCUGCCUGGCGACGGGCGUGCGAGGAGGCGUGGACUGGAUGAGGAAGCUGGCCUUCCGCUACCGCCGCGUGAAGGAGAUCUACAACACCUACAAGAACAACGUCGGAGGUCUCCUCGGCCCGGCCAAGAGAGAAGCUUGGCUGCAGCUGAGGGCCGAGAUCGAGGCGUUGACGGACUCUUGGCUGACCCUGGCCCUGAAGGCCUUGACGCUCAUCCACUCCAGGACCAACUGCGUGAAUAUCCUCGUCACGACGACUCAGCUGAUCCCCGCGCUGGCCAAGGUCUUGCUGUACGGCCUAGGGGUCGCCUUCCCGAUCGAAAACAUUUACAGCGCAACCAAAAUAGGGAAGGAGAGCUGCUUCGAGCGGAUAAUCCAGAGGUUCGGGAGGAAGGUGGUGUACGUGGUGGUCGGCGACGGCGUGGAAGAGGAGCAGGGGGCCAAAAAGCACGCGAUGCCGUUCUGGAGGAUCUCCAGCCACUCGGACCUGAUGGCCCUCUACCACGCCCUGGAGCUCGACUACUUGUAGCAGCGCCGAGAGACCCCGGGACCACCCGCCUUCCCCCACUUACCCCAUCCCCGGACACCGCGCAGGGGACGGACAGAUGGACGGACCGAAGCCCGCCCUCGCUCUCCGUCUUGGAGGCCCUUCGGGGGCGGUUCCUGCAGCUAGGCCUCGUCCCGGGCACCAGCGGCCCAUGCCCGGCCCCUCCACCCCGAGGGGCUUCGACAGGACCGCCUGUCCCGAGGAGAAGACCACCCCUCACAACGGCCGCAGCCGAGUCGACGUCCGGACCCUUUCCGGUGUCUCACCCCCAGCGCUCAGACUUCAGACCUCCGCCUUAUUUAUGAACAGGUUGGGUCCCGGACUUGGCCUCAGCCAGGAGACCCGGGAUCGGGAGGGAGAAGGAGAGAAGGCUCCGUCGCAGCCCUCCGGCCCUCCGCCACCGCAAGGACUUUGUAUUUGAGCACAAUGCAGAGUAGUUUAAACUAUGUCUAAUUUAAAGAAACGUGUACAUCCCCGAGA
This is a messenger RNA of Ornithorhynchus anatinus (platypus), 2617 nucleotides long. RefSeq names its product EYA transcriptional coactivator and phosphatase 1 (gene EYA1). Gene Ontology annotation, cellular component: nucleus. The record is from RefSeq and is a predicted model, not a curated record. The transcript has 19 exons. Gene Ontology annotation, biological process: positive regulation of DNA repair; negative regulation of extrinsic apoptotic signaling pathway in absence of ligand; cell differentiation. The coding region runs from base 347 to 2119 and encodes 590 amino acids. Gene Ontology annotation, molecular function: protein tyrosine phosphatase activity. NCBI's taxonomy places the organism in Eukaryota, Metazoa, Chordata, Mammalia, Monotremata, Ornithorhynchidae.